AUGAGAGUCUCUGCAGAAGAGCUCGAUUUGGAACCACCUAUGUAUAUCCAUGAGAGAAGUGAGCUGAUGUCUCAGUUGCGCAAUCAACUUGCUAUGCUUCCUGAACUGGAAGACUUGACUCCGCAAUGUGAUAUCUCGACUGCCGAUGUGGGAGUUUCCGGAAAGUCUCCUCCGGAGGAAAAACGGAACUUGCGAUCUAUUCUCGAGUAUCACAGCAAGAUUUUCCUUGGAGAUCGAAAUGCAGCUCCGGCGCCUGCUCAUGGAGUUAUUUGUGAUGUGGAUGUUGGUGAUGCACAACCCAUCGCCGUGAGACCACGUUCGGUUGGACCCCACAUCCUUCCGAAAGUAUAUGAGCUUCUCAAGAAACUUCUGGAGACAAAUUUGAUCGAGCAUUCGGAAUCGCCCCGGGCAUCGCCAAUAGUCAUCGUUCUGAAGAAAAACGGAAUUGAUAUCAGGAUAUUACCGGAUCGUGAAUGGUUUUCUGAAACUCUCGUGUUCCCGUUACCUCUGAUCAACGAUCUUCUUCUUGGUUUCGAAAAUGCGCUGUGGUUUACGAGCCUUAACAUGGCCAGUGGUUUCUGGGCAGUGAAGACGUCAGAACGAGCGAAGUUGAUAUCCGCCUUUGUGUGUCCGUUCGGACAUUUUCAGUGGAACGCUCCGCUUAUGUACCAAGGUAUGAUCAACAACUGCUUAUGGGGUUUCGUCAGACUCUCUCCGGAAGAGGAAGCUGACUUUGACAGAUGGGCCCUGUUCUCGGAAAGAGCUCCUAUAUCGACGACAUCGCUCAUGGUGCCGCGACUUUGGAUCAGCUCUAUGAUGACCUCAAUGAAUUGCUCUUCCGAUUGCGUUGCUAGAAUAUUUCAUCUUCUAAAGAACGAAUUUGGAAAGUUAGUCAUCCCCUACCUUUCUCACGAAAUCAGCACCGAAGAAAUAAGUGCCGUUCCGAAAAUUGCGAAAGGAGUUCAAGACUUACCUUUUCCGACGACUCUGAAAGAGAAGAACGGAUCUGUUCCGGACGAGACCUUUUCCGGACGAAAGAAGCUUUUGAAAUCUUGA
Phytophthora megakarya is the source of this 1056-nucleotide messenger RNA. Lineage: Eukaryota; Oomycota; Peronosporomycetes; Peronosporales; Peronosporaceae. The record is from the annotation of a GenBank genome assembly.